AUGAUGCUUUUCUUUAGCUGGACCAGCUCUAGACUGGGCACAACACGAGCCGCUUUUUUCAUCGAGUCAUGGAUCAAUUUUAGAGAAGCAUUCUUGAAGAGAUUUGUAAGGUUGCCACCUUUCAAGUCCAAGCACAACCACUACUCAUAUCACAUAGAAGUGGAGUGUGAUGAAGAAGAAUGGGGAGGCAUACAACCUCAUCUUGAGAUCAUGAAUAAAGAACUAAUGAAGCAUGUGGAGAGAGACCCUUUCCAUGAUUUCACUUCGGAAUGUGCAAAGGAGCAUCUAUACAACUUUGAGCAACUUUGCAACUACUAUGGUCUUGGAGACAACCCCAAGAAGACACAACUGUUCCAACUACCACUAGCUGGGCGAGCUAAGAAAUGGGUGAAAUUCAAUGCCCAACACACCUUCAGAACUUGGAAUAGGUACGAGGAAGCUUUCCUUUACAGAUUUGCAAGAGGUCCGAUCUAUGUUCCGCCACCCCGCCCUAGUUAUUCACGACACCAUCCAUCAUCACCAGACAUAAAUCAGACACCUCUUUUUGCUGAGGAGAGUUCACAAGCCACACGCCCAACCAAGGUUGAAGUGAUGCUUCAACAGUACUUGAAGGAUCAAGAUGAGAGUACAAAGAAGAUGGAAAGGAGAAUCGAUUUCAUUCAUGAGAGUCUUGGAAACAAAUUUGAAGUCCUAUUCAAGCAAGUGAUCAAGCUUGAUGAAGACAUAAAGAAGCUUAGAGAAGACCACGAUCGAUCUCUAAACCUUAUAAGACUUGAUGUUGCUGCUAAAUAUCAAGAGCUGCUCAACAAAAGCAUGAAGAUUGAAGAUACCAACUAUGAUAAUAGCAAGCACCUUGGAUCGAUCUACAACCGCUUACAAGCCCUUGAAGGAUCAUCUUACUCCAUGUACAAGAGAGAGAGGAGUCCAACACCCAACCUCCCUCCCUUUCCUUGCAAUGCUAUCAUUAGAAGAGGCAACAAUCGCAAAGUGAUAGACCCCUGA
Molecule: messenger RNA, 1002 nt
Organism: Microthlaspi erraticum
Lineage: Eukaryota; Viridiplantae; Streptophyta; Magnoliopsida; Brassicales; Brassicaceae
Source: the annotation of a GenBank genome assembly